Molecule: messenger RNA, 5448 nt
Organism: Osmerus eperlanus (European smelt)
Lineage: Eukaryota; Metazoa; Chordata; Actinopteri; Osmeriformes; Osmeridae
Gene: slc12a4
Product: solute carrier family 12 member 4
Exons: 23
Coding region: 104-3388 (1094 amino acids)
Biological process (GO): chloride transmembrane transport; potassium ion import across plasma membrane; chemical synaptic transmission
Cellular component (GO): plasma membrane
Molecular function (GO): potassium:chloride symporter activity
Source: RefSeq, a predicted model, not a curated record
GGAAUGCAUUUAGGAGUUGAGCAGGCUGAGGCUGUGAAGCGCUAACGACCAGCUGAACCUUGACUGGAGAUAGCGCAGGCAGCCGGGGCUAGCGGAUGAAAACAUGCCCCAUUUUACAGUGGUGCCGGUUGAGGACAGCGCUCAGUCCAACUAUGACAGUCUGGAGGGAAUAAACUGGGUGGAUUAUAGAGACACAGGGCAGAGCUACCCAGGAAACCUAGAUACUGUUAGUUCUGACGGACUUGGGAAUCAUAAGGAGGACAGCCCGUUCCUCAACAGUGCAGAAUCUGCAACCAAGAAGAAUGAUUUUUAUGACAGGAACCUGGCGUUGUUUGAGGAGGAGCUGGACAUCCGUCCUAAGGUGUCUUCACUCCUCAGCCGCCUGGUCAGCUACACCAGCAUCACCCAGGGGGCCAAGGAGCACGAGGAUGCCGAGAGCGCCGGCACAGCUCGCAACAAGGCACCUAAGUCCCCCAACAUGGGCACCCUGAUGGGGGUGUACCUGCCCUGCCUACAGAAUAUCUUCGGUGUCAUCCUUUUCCUUCGGCUGACCUGGAUCGUUGGGACGGCUGGCAUUGUCCAGUCUUUCCUCAUCGUCUUUAUGUGCUGCUCCUGCACAAUGCUCACCGCAAUAUCUAUGAGUGCUAUAGCCACAAAUGGGGUUGUGCCAGCUGGAGGGGCGUACUUCAUGAUCUCGCGAUCCCUGGGUCCAGAGUUUGGGGGCGCUGUUGGGUUGUGUUUUUACCUGGGAACCACCUUUGCAGCUGCCAUGUAUAUACUGGGAGCCAUCGAGAUCUUCCUGAAAUACCUUGUCCCUCAGGCGGCCAUCUUCCAUGCCACCGACCCUCAUGGGGGUGACAGUGCCAUGCUCAACAACAUGAGGGUGUACGGCACCAUCUGCCUCUGCCUCAUGGGAGUGGUGGUGUUCGUUGGGGUCAAAUAUGUCAACAAGCUGGCCUCGCUCUUCCUGGCUUGCGUCAUCAUCUCUAUCGUGUCCAUCUAUGCAGGGGCAAUUAAAUCCAUCUUCCACCCCCCAGAAUUCCCGAUCUGUAUGUUGGGCAACAGGACGUUGGUCAGAGAUCUGUUUGACGUGUGUGCCAAGACUGUUCUGGUGGGCAACGAGACUGAGCCCACUCAGCUGUGGAGGAGCUUUUGCGGGCAGGGAAACAUGAGCAGCUCUCAGUGUGAUGACUACUUCAGCCUCAACAACGUGACGGAGAUCCAGGGCAUUCCUGGCAUGGCCAGUGGCAUCAUUAGAGAUAACAUGUGGGGAGACUACCUGGAGAAAGGGCAGAUUCUAGAGAAGGCAGGUCUGCCCUCAGUGGAUGCACACGGUGCCAUGGAGAGCUUCGGCCUUUACGUAUCUGCAGACAUCGCUACAUCCUUCACCCUCCUGGUUGGAAUCUUCUUUCCCUCAGCUACAGGUAUCAUGGCAGGCUCUAACAGAUCGGGAGAUCUCAAGGAUGCUCAGAAGUCAAUUCCUGUAGGAACAAUCUUAGCCAUAACAACCACUUCCCUAGUUUAUUUCAGCUCAGUGGUUCUGUUUGGGGCCUGCAUUGAAGGAGUGGUACUGAGAGACAAAUUUGGCGACGCGGUCAAUAAGACCCUGGUGGUGGGCACGCUCUCCUGGCCCUCCCCCUGGGUCAUUGUCAUUGGUUCCUUCUUUUCCACCGUGGGGGCGGGGCUACAGUCCUUGACAGGUGCCCCACGCCUAUUACAGGCCAUCGCCAAGGACAACAUCAUCCCCUUUCUCAGGGUAUUUGGGCAUGGGAAGGCCAAUGGGGAGCCCACGUGGGCUUUGUUACUGACCGGGCUCAUCGCUGAGUUGGGCAUCCUCAUUGCCUCCCUAGACAUGGUGGCACCAAUCCUCUCCAUGUUCUUCUUGAUGUGCUAUCUGUUCGUGAACUUAGCCUGCGCAGUUCAAACCCUGCUCAGGACACCCAACUGGAGGCCAAGGUUUAAAUAUUACCACUGGGCUCUGUCUUUCCUAGGCAUGAGCAUGUGUCUGGGGCUGAUGUUUAUCUCUUCCUGGUACUAUGCAAUUGUGGCCAUGGGCAUCGCUGGCAUGAUCUACAAGUACAUCGAAUACCAGGGAGCUGAGAAAGAGUGGGGAGAUGGGAUCAGAGGCUUGUCUCUAAGUGGAGCGCGCUAUGCCCUUUUGCGGCUAGAAGCAGGACCCCCGCAUACUAAAAACUGGAGGCCCCAGGUGCUUGUCCUGCUAAAGCUGGAUGAGGACCUUCACGUGAAGUACCCUCGCUUGCUUACUUUCGCCUCCCAGCUGAAGGCAGGCAAAGGCCUGACCAUCGUGGGCUCCGUCAUCCAGGGCAACUUCCUGGACAGCUACGGGGAGACGCAGGCCUCGGAGCAGGCCAUCAAGAACAUGAUGGAGAUCGAGAGAGUCAAGGGCUUCUGCCAGGUGGUGGUGGCGUCCAAAGUGCGAGAGGGCAUCACCCACCUGAUCCAGUCCUGUGGCUUGGGGGGCAUGAAACACAACACGGUGGUGAUGGGCUGGCCCUAUGGGUGGAGGCAGAGCGAGGACCCACGCGCCUGGAAGACCUUCAUUAACACAGUCCGUUGCACCACAGCUGCCCACCUGGCCCUCAUGGUGCCCAAGAAUGUGUCCUUCUACCCCAGCAAUCACGAGCGCUUCACCGAUGGGACCAUUGACGUGUGGUGGAUUGUCCAUGACGGAGGCAUGCUCAUGCUGCUGCCUUUUCUGCUCAAACAGCACAAGGUUUGGAAGAAAUGCAAGAUGCGCAUCUUCACCGUGGCUCAGAUGGAGGACAACAGCAUCCAGAUGAAGAAGGACCUGGCAACCUUUCUUUACCAGCUGAGGAUCGAGGCAGAGGUGGAGGUGGUGGAGAUGCAUGACAGUGACAUCUCGGCAUACACGUACGAGCGCACGCUAAUGAUGGAGCAGAGGUCCCAAAUGCUGAGACAGAUGAGAUUGUCCAGUGCAGAGAGAGAUAGAGAGGCUCAGCUGGUGAAGGACAGACACUCCCUGGUGCGUAUGGGAAGUUUGUACUCGGACGAGGAGGAGGAAGUGGUGGAGCCCAUUCCAGAUAAAAUUCAGAUGACCUGGACCAGGGAGAAAUGUGAAGCUGAGAGGAGGAACAGGAACAAUGCCCCAGAGAACUUCCGAGAACUCAUUAGUCUCAAACCAGACCAGUCCAACGUCCGCCGAAUGCACACAGCUGUGAAGCUUAAUGAAGUGAUCGUAAACAGAUCUCAUGACGCUCGUCUGGUUCUGCUUAACAUGCCUGGGCCUCCACGGAACACAGAUGGGGAUGAAAACUACAUGGAGUUCCUAGAAGUGCUGACCGAGGGGCUAGAGCGAGUGCUGCUGGUGAGAGGGGGAGGACGAGAGGUCAUCACUAUCUACUCUUGACCUGAUACGACAAAGGCCAAUUUGAGGGUCAUUACACUGCCCAAACAGGAAAACAUUCCAUCCUCUAUCUCCUGCUGUUUUCCACCCACCCUUGUUAUCGUUCUUAGAAAUAUUCUAAGGAAUGACAGACAUUGUGACAAUCCAUUGUGGGUUGUGGACAACAAAAAGUAAAAAAGGUCUUCAUAAUUUAAGUAAAUGAGACAAUAUGUUGUCCCCCUUUGGCUAAAAAACGGAUGUUUUUUUAAUAUCAUGGACUUUCUAAUCAGUGAUAGCUUGACAGACCACAGACCUUUUUCUUGGUGAUCCAUACGACCAUAUUUAAGUAGAGUGUCAAAUGAUUCCUUUCUUAAUGUUACAACUGUGGAAAAUAACUUUUAUUUAUUUUCUUAUUUAUUUUCUCAACCUUCCCCUAUGAAGUAAGAGAUUCAGAUUGUAGAUAAUGAGAGUUACAGUUGGGAUACAUUCAGCAGAAAAUACUUUGUAAAUGUGGAUGCCAUUGAUCACAUUCAAGGGGUUUAUCAUUUUCAGUAUGUUUGUUUUUUUACUGGAGAGCUAUUUGUAUUGUUGAAAAGAGAAACGUUUUUAAAUCUGCAAAUGAAGAAUUGAAGAAUUGUACUUAUAGUAGUCAUUCUGGUUAUCUGGCAUAUGAACUGGGCCACCAGAUGAGUGACACAUGCAAGUGCUUCCUAACAGGCAAGAAGAAUAACUGAACAAUUUUGUAUGAAAGGAGUCCAUAAAACUUUCAGACUUAAUGAAAUUUGUAUUUUCAUAUGGAAACAAAUCUAUGAUGUAAGAGAUUGUAAACACAAAGUGCAUUACAUUACAGGAAAAUAGAAUGAUGUAGAAAAAUAUGCGAUUCAAAUAAUGUCAUGGCAAGUGCAACAAAAUAUUGAAAAUAUUUUUAAAAGAUGCUUUUGCUUGCUAUAAAGCUAAAAAAAAAAGAAUGCUUCAUAGCAAGGUCACACUCAGUCUCCUCACGUAAUCAAAUGUUGGCCCAUUUAAAAUUAACAUACAAAUAAAUGUAAAGUAAAUACGAAUGAUAAAUGAUCAAAUCAAGGUUUCAUGCUUGUGUCACUAUAAUGCAAUGUACGUUGAAUGUAAGUUCAAACAUUUGUAUCAUGUAAGUCACACAUAAUUGCAGUCCAACUCAAAAGCCCAAAUGUGUUGUGUCUUCAAUGACACACACACUGACAUCACAUGAACAAGGUGCGUAGUGCUUAUUGAUGUGGUAUUGUUAAUCAGAUCAGUCCAAUAUACUGAGGAAGAGCAUUAUUGUGGUGCAGAACCAUGUUGGACAGUUCCAUGAUCUUAACUGGCUAUGGGAGGAGGGCGUCUGUUCAUAUAGGAUCCCUGGCUGUGGGGGUCUCAGGACCACACGGCAAGGGUUUUGGACUUCCGACAGGGAGAUUUGGACCUCACUGGGGCGGGUGUCUCUCAUCUCAUCCCGUACCUGGGAGAGAGAGGGACACUUGUUAAGGGAAAUCAAUUAUCUGGAUAGUCAAAUGUAGCCAAAUCAUAGAUUCAUUUAUUAGUCAUCAAAAGAGCUCACUUUUUCCACUGCUUCGAAGACUCGCAGAAAAUUGUUCCGAAGGACCCCAAUCAGCUCUAAUUCUGUCCAAUUCCUACGCAGUAGUUCAUGGAUCAGGGCAGGGUACUUGGACACGUCUUCCAAACCAACAGGAAAGCUUCACAUGGAACCAUUUUUGGAAUUAAUGAAACAGCACUAAAACUAGAGCGCAAUAUUGGCAAAAAGUGAGCUUAAUUAUUCAAGUGAGGAGUCAUUUUCUCACUUACGUUGGUGCACCAUCAAAGUCACUACCUAUUCCGAUUGAAGCAACUCCAAUCACUUUCUUAAUGUGGUCAAAGUGGUCUUAAAAAACAAACACAGAACGACUGGUGUAAUUGAGAGAUUGGCGUAUGUACUGUACAUUUAACAAAAUUUUAAGUAAGCACGCAUUGACUUAAAUUGAGACAGAGCAUCCUUUUAAAAGGCACUGUCAUCGGCAAGCUUCAUUUUGAUUUUGAUUUUUUACAAAUAAAAACUAUUGAUGACAAUAUUA